AUGCUGUUUCUUAUCACUGCAGUUGCCAUGACAACCACUGGGGACAAAAUUCUGGACACGGCUCUCUCAAAGAUUGGAGAGAAGAGCCUGUUCACAAAGGAGCUGGAAACUGCAUUGGAGAGAAAUGAGGUUGACCUGGUAGUUCAUUCUCUCAAAGAUCUGCCAACUACUCUCCCUCCGGGGUUUACCAUUGGGGCCAUCUGCAAACGCGAAAUUCCCUUUGAUGCUGUUGUUCUGCACCCGAGCCAUGCAGACAAAUCCCUGGACACACUGCCGGAGCGGAGUGUAGUGGGAACGAGUUCCCUACGAAGAGCAGCGCAGCUAAGAAGGCGAUUUCCUCACCUGGAAUUCAAGGAUAUUCGUGGCAAUUUGAAUACUAGGUUAAAGAAACUUGAUGAGAAAGCUGAUUACAGUGCGAUAGUCCUGGCAGCAGCUGGUCUGCGAAGAAUGGGAUGGGAGAAUCGGAUAAGUCAGAUUCUACAGCCUGAAGAUUGUAUGUAUGCUGUGGGUCAGGGUGCCUUGGGUGUAGAAGUGAGAAUGAAUGACACUGCUGUCCUGGACAUGGUAUCUGCUCUCAAUGACACAGAAACAGUCCUGCGCUGUAUUGCUGAGCGUUCCUUCAUGAAGCACCUGGAGGGAGGCUGCAGUGUUCCUGUUGCUGUUCACAGUGCCGUUAUUGAAAAUCAGCUCUACCUCACAGGGGCUGUGUACAGUCUUGAUGGAUCUGACAGUUUGAAAGACACUAUGCAAACAAGUAUAUCGCCUCAAAUCCAGGAUGAAGAUUGCAGUGAUGACGAUGUUCAGCACGUUGGGGUCACAGCAAAGAAAAUACCUCAACAUUCCCAGAAAGCAGCAGAAAAAUUAGGGAUGCAUUUAGCUAAUCUGCUGCUGAGCAAAGGUGCCAAGGAAAUCCUGACUGUUGCAAGGCAGCUAAAUGACGCAAGAUAAUACUGUGGUUUUAUGCUGAAAAUGGUAAACAUGUCAUCAUUUAAGUAUUUAUAAUGUUAUAAUUACACAGUAACCAAAGGUAACAGGCAAUAUCCUUAUUGAUUGCUUAUGCAUCCCAUUUACUAAGUAAAAGAUUCGUUAUUUUGUUAUACUCUGACAUGCUUCUCACUUGCCCUUUGAAGAAUGUGUGUUGUUUUACUGACUAACCUUUAUCAAACAUUUGGAGAUGUCAUCAAUAUUUCUAUAUGAGCUGGUGUAAUUUCCAAAGCUCCACGCUUCUUUCAGUGCCACAUGCUUUGAGUCUUGAGCAUAGUAGCAGUUGGAAUCAAAACCUGCUCAUUUGAAAAGUACAAUUCAAAGUAGCUUAUUUGAAUGAUCUGUUAAUUCAAAUUGAAAUAAUGCUUUUAAAAAAAAUUCCUUCUGAACCUGCUGUAUUUUGUUUAUUGUACGGAAUCAGCUGAUUCCUUUCUUGAGCCAGAAACAGUCUUGAAUAAACAAGGCUAGGCAGUGGUAUUAGAAUCAACCUCCUGGCUGUACUACUACAGCGUGGCCUGCUUUGAAACUGGCCUGUUUUCUUCACCAUUCUAACCCACUGCAGAUGAUGGAAUUCCAAUGAGAAUAAUGUUAUUGCAGCCUUCCCCAUCCACGCACAAACACACCCGCUGCCACAUCCACUAAGAAUAAGGGAAUGUUUACUGAACUGCACUGGCCUGAUAUCAAUUGCUGUUACUCAAGGCUAUUAUGUUGUACUGAAUGGUGCUUUUUUUACUCUCCUGGCAACAGAACAUUUAGUUGGAGCAUUGCACAAGGAAAGCCUCUUUUUUUUUCACUCCCUCUGUACCUUUUAAGGUUCCUUGUUACACAAUGUUUGGGAUAUACAAAUUUUGUUUCUUUCACAAGGUGCUGUGCAAUUGUGGCUCUGAGGCAGCAGUAAGAAAAUGUGUGUGCGACAAAGCAGCCCCAGAGAGGCAGUGAAUAUCUGCACCAUUCACACUAAGCACAAGGGCCAUGUCUGAGAAAUUGUCCAAAAAAUUAUACUUGUUACUUUUUUUAAUAGGUUAGUGGUUUUAUUUUUGUCAGUCAACUUGAUUGUUGUUUUAAUCCUUUAAAAAUGUGUAAAUAUUUCCCAUUUCAGAAAAACCUAUUUCUGAAGCUCAUUCGAAUAAUGGAAUGUAUUAGUUAUUUGGUGAUGAAUGGCAUUAUAUUUGAGCUUGAUUUUUGGUCUUGAUGCUUGUGUACUUGAAGCUCCCAGUUGAGAUUACUGAUAGUGAUCACGAGCAUGUCCUCCUUUGCCCCACACCGUCCAAAAGUGGAGAGGCAGUGAGGCCAGUUAUACAACCUGCAUGUAACCUUGGCAAACAUACACAGAGGAGGGAUAGAUGCAGCAACCCCCUUCCUCAAUAUCAAAGCCCAAGGUGUGGUCACCUCCUGACACUUUGAAUUAUGAGUGGGUAGCACUCACUGCCAUAGCCAGAAGGUAGUGGGUUCAAAUCUUACUGUAGACCGUUGAGAUUAAAAUGUAACCUAGUCCCUCUGCAGUCCUGGCAUGAUGCUGUAGUGUUGGUGAUGCCAACUUACAUGUCGAACAUUAACAUGAGAGGCUUCCUUUGGGCAGAUGGACAAAAUCCAAUGUAACUACUUUGAAGGAACGCAGGAAUGCUGUCCUCCAUGCCUUGGCCAAUCUUUAUCUCAAAACCUGUGGAUUCUGUUGUCACUCCCAGUGCUGUUUGUAAAUUCUGAUGAUACACACAUUGACAGCUGGCUUACGUACAUUUCACCUGAGACUGCUCUUGAUGUAUUCCAUUAGCUGUGACUUUUGGGACUUCCAGAUUGUGAAAAGCUUUAGAUGAAAUAUUUCUCCCCACAUGCACCAGUCAGAUGUUCCUGUUUACUUUUUGUUGGACGUCACAAGGGAUACUGUCUGAAAGUAUACAAGUCAAAAUUGAUUCCUUAACGUUUCCAUUGUUUGAUUCUGAAGCUUUCUGGAUUAUUUAAAUUACAUUUUUGCAAAGAAAGUUAGCAUAAUAGUUUUUAAAAGUAGAUCGGCAGACAUCUCAAUUUAAGGAUUAGGGUGUCAGCUACAUCUGACUGCACACGCUGUCAAAGUAUGAUAAUGACAUGGAAUGGAAUUGAUUGGAUAAAUUGCAGAAUGUGAUCCUCCAAUCUCAUUUUUUGAAAAUCUGGGUAUUUGAUUAAAUGUAAGUACACUUGAUGCUGAACAGUUGGAAUAUGCUUGAUCAUCUAGUUUCUUUCUGAAGCUAAAUCAUAGAAUAAUGUCUCUUCUAAAGUAGUAAAUGAUUCCACAUUCGGGAGAGUUCAUUCACUAAAUGUGUAGCAAUCAUCUGCUUACAGUGAAUAUCCAAUGUUUACCUGUGGGAUGCUGUAAUUCAGUACCACUUCGGCUGUGGGAAUUUUCCUUUUACAUUAAUAUUUUUAACAUCUCCAAGGAGCCUCUGAGCCAAAUUAAACACUGUGCUGCUCAGACAGACUAGUGGGAAAGUUUUAGAUCCAUCUAUACCCACCUGUGACAAACCAUUAAUUAAAUUCUGAUCACACAUCUCGUGUUCUCCAUCAUCAAUCCUAUGUGUCCUAAUCCUGUCACACCUCACAUAGUGUGGAUAAGGGUGAUGUUGCUACAAUCGUUUGCUCAGUAAGGGCAGUCAAGUCAAAUGAAGGAUUUUUGGAGGCCCACUAGACUGGGUCUGGGUAACUAGGCUGACAUUUUGUUUUCUGCAAUGCUGUGGAUUUCCCUGUGCUGUUUUUCUUGCUGCUUCAGUCUGUAUCUUGUGGAGUGGAUGUUGGGCUGCAGAUUGAAGUUGAAAUGAUGCUCCACAAUGACAGCCACGUACCACAGAUUUAAACAAAGGUCAGAUUCUACAUAUUGCCAACAGGAGGACUGAUCAUUAAACAAAUGUUGCUAUUCUUAUCCAUUAAUUAUCCUUUGCACUGGCACUGGCCAGGGACCACGUGUAGGAUUGUGCGAAAUCCUAAAUAAAAUGGAUUGCCAGUUUUAAAGACAUAAACACAAAGUGCCCUUUAAACUGAGUCAGAAACACUGACAUUGAUCUUCCAGCCUCAGGCUCUGAAUCCCCCAUUCAGCUCCUGGACCUCUUAAAGCAGGGUAAUGUGAUCAAGCUCAUUUAUUUAAGAGAAGGACCUUGUGAAAGGAAUAAUGAAAUCUCUGCUCCAGGACGGUCUUUGAGUAACCUCAUUUUGGAGGAUGAGGGUUUUUAUUGCUGUCUCAGAUGUGAUAGUCCAUGUGACAGUCUGGCAUAGCUUGUGGCGGAGUGUCUUUGAUUAGUAUUUUGUCUCUUCUUGCAAUGAUAUCAGAAUAAACAAAGUGGUUUUUAGAA
Stegostoma tigrinum is the source of this 4301-nucleotide messenger RNA. It is a transcript of the gene hmbsb, whose product is annotated as hydroxymethylbilane synthase, b. Gene Ontology annotation, molecular function: hydroxymethylbilane synthase activity. Bases 1 to 948 code for a protein of 315 amino acids. Gene Ontology annotation, cellular component: cytoplasm. Gene Ontology annotation, biological process: heme biosynthetic process. Lineage: Eukaryota; Metazoa; Chordata; Chondrichthyes; Orectolobiformes; Stegostomatidae. The transcript has 11 exons. The record is from RefSeq and is a predicted model, not a curated record.